AGGUGUAGUUGGUGUGUCACUGUAGCUUAAAGUGUACUUGUAUAUAAUAUUUUUGUACUUUCUCAUUUUAUGCAUACCUUAGUCUCUGAGAUACCCAGAUCUCAAUUUUCUGUAAUUCCAUUCAAAAUCCAGGAAAUAAACUAUGGCUCAACCUAUAAGAAUAGGCCUUGCUGGAUUGGCUGUAAUGGGCCAAAAUCUUGCUCUCAAUAUUGCUGACAAGGGUUUUCCUAUUUCUGUCUAUAACCGAACCACAUCCAAGGUUGAUGAGACUGUGGAACGAGCGAAAGAAGAAGGAAAUCUUCCUGUGUAUGGCUACCAUGACCCUGAAUCUUUUGUUCAAUCCAUUCAAAAACCAAGGGUCAUAAUAAUGCUUGUUAAGGCUGGGGCACCUGUUGACCAGACCAUUAAGACCCUAUCUGCAUACUUGGAAAAAGGUGAUUGUAUAAUUGAUGGUGGUAAUGAGUGGUAUGAGAACACUGAGAGAAGAGAGAAAGCUAUGGCUGAAUUGGGUCUACUCUAUCUUGGGAUGGGAGUUUCAGGUGGUGAGGAAGGUGCAAGACAUGGUCCUUCUUUGAUGCCUGGUGGUUCAUUGGAGGCUUUCAAAUACAUAGAAGACAUUCUUCUCAAGGUGGCAGCUCAAGUCCCCGAUAGCGGUCCCUGCGUGACAUACAUCGGUAAAGGUGGAUCUGGUAAUUUUGUGAAGAUGAUUCAUAAUGGAAUUGAAUAUGGGGACAUGCAACUGAUUGCAGAGGCUUAUGAUGUGCUAAAGUCAGUUGGGAAGUUGUCAAAUGAGGAACUACAAAGUGUGUUCUCAGAAUGGAACAAAGGAGAACUUCUGAGUUUCCUGAUUGAGAUUACUGCAGAUAUAUUUGGAAUUAAGGAUGAUAAAGGUGAUGGGCAUUUGGUUGACAAGGUUCUGGACAAAACUGGCAUGAAAGGCACUGGUAAAUGGACUGUUCAGCAAGCUGCUGAAUUAUCCGUUGCUGCUCCUACUAUUGAGGCUUCUUUGGAUGCUAGGUUCCUUAGUGGAUUGAAGGAGGAAAGAGUUGAAGCUGCAAAGGUCUUUAAAUCAAGUGGCUUUGGCAGUAUCUUGAAUGAUGAAACUGUUGACAAGAAGAAGUUGAUUGAUGAUGUUAGGAAGGCUCUUUAUGCUGCAAAAAUAUGCAGUUAUGCACAAGGAAUGAAUUUAAUCCGCGCAAAGAGUAUUGAAAAGGGUUGGGAUUUGAAGUUGGGAGAACUUGCCAGGAUUUGGAAAGGGGGUUGCAUCAUAAGAGCAAUAUUCUUGGACAGAAUCAAGAAGGCAUAUGACAGAAAUCCUAAUCUGGCAAACCUUCUUGUGGAUCCAGAGUUUGCCAAGGAAAUCAUCGAUCGCCAAUCCGCGUGGAGGAGAGUUGUGUGCCUUGCUAUCAAUUCUGGUAUAAGCACCCCAGGUAUGUCUGCUAGUCUUGCUUAUUUUGACACAUACAGAAGGGAAAGUUUGCCAGCUAAUUUGGUUCAAGCUCAAAGAGACUACUUUGGUGCUCAUACAUAUGAAAGGAUUGACAUGGAGGGUUCUUUCCAUACUGAGUGGUUCAAGCUUGCAAAACAGACAAGAACUUAGAUUACUGGUACUUAAACCCCAUUAGAAUUUCCAAUAAAUGUAAUGUUUUCUGCUCUGGACUGUUUGCUGAGUUGAGCUUACAUAACUGCAAUGUGAUGAACUCUUAUUUCAUUAUGUCCAUCUUAAUUGGUU
This is a messenger RNA of Gastrolobium bilobum, 1732 nucleotides long. RefSeq names its product 6-phosphogluconate dehydrogenase, decarboxylating 2-like. Lineage: Eukaryota; Viridiplantae; Streptophyta; Magnoliopsida; Fabales; Fabaceae. The record is from RefSeq and is a predicted model, not a curated record. Bases 143 to 1600 code for a protein of 485 amino acids. Gene Ontology annotation, biological process: pentose-phosphate shunt, oxidative branch; pentose-phosphate shunt. Gene Ontology annotation, molecular function: NADP binding; phosphogluconate dehydrogenase (decarboxylating) activity. Gene Ontology annotation, cellular component: cytosol. The transcript has 2 exons.